GGAACCGACAAGGUCGAGUCUGCACGUGGGGUCUGCGUUGGGGAACGGACUGGGUUGUGGCGGUUGGUUAAUGCCAUUUCAGGAGAGUCAGGACGUCUUGGCGCGAUCUCGUCAGAUGAGAAGCCCGAAUGGAAGGUGAUCUGAACUGUCGGGACAUUGAGUCUGAGAAGGACAGAGACGCCGUCGAAUAUGAGGUUAUUCAAAAGGAUUUCACGCACGAGUACUCAGCAGCAUCCACCACUUCCCUCGCUGCUGACGGCGGAAAGCGAUCUACCUACAUCACACAUCUUGCUGCCAAUGGGUCACAUUCACAGCUGACGGCCGCGUGCUCGGACAACGCUCUGGCCGUGUUUGACUGGAGCACCCUGCAGACCAUCACCCACCUCAGGGGUCACACGGCCAAGAUCACCGGCGCCAGAUACGUGCCGGGCGAAGACGCCGUGGUCGUGUCGUCCUCGCUGGACGGCACCGUUCGACAGUGGGACACGCGCACCGGCCGCGCCACCCUCCAGCACACUGACGCGACCCUGCAGAAGCCGAAGCCACUCACCUGCGUGGACGUGAACGCGGCCGGCCGGUUCGUGUGCGCCGGCACCGAGGUGGUGCAGGACGAUUCCUUCCUCGUGUUCUGGGACGUGCGCCAGCCGAACCCGCUCGGCGGGUACUGGGAGUCGCACACGGACGAUGUCUCAACGGUGCGGUUCCACCCGACCGACAGCGGCGCUCUGGUCAGCGGCUCCACGGACGGCUACGUGAACGUGUUCGACGUGACGCAGACGACCGAGGAUGACGCCCUGCAGGCCACGCUCAACACAGAGUCGUCCGUCAGCUCGGUUACCUGGUGGGAGCGGGCCGGCCGGCGUCACCUGGCCGUCGUGCUGGACACCGAGGAGCUUCAGAGCUGGGACAUCGAGGAGAGCGAGCGGCGCGGCCAGUUUGGCAGGAGCGACAUCGCGGCCGCCAUACGGAGGACCAUGUAUGAGGUGUGUUAUGUUGAAGGCUGUCACCAGACAGCGUCCGGAGACGUCCUGGCUGUGGCAGGCGCCGUCACAAAGGAGGGACACGGCUGUCUGCGCCUGCUGCGGCUGGGCGACUCGGGAUUGGAGCCGCACGCGCUGCUGGACGACGGCGAGGACCCCGCGCAGCUGGUGCGCGCCAGCGUCUACUGUCCCGCGACGGGCGCCCUGGUGACCGGCGGCGAGGGCGGCGUGCUCACACUCUGGAAGCCCGGCGCCCAGCCCAGCGGCUCCAACAGGCGGCAGAGCAAGGCCGUCCACCAUCGGCGCAGCAGGCAUAAACAAAAGCCGUACUGACGUCAGGAGACGCCGCGGCCGCCGGCGCUGUGUUGUGUAAUAUAUCGGACUUGUGAUAUG
Molecule: messenger RNA, 1373 nt
Organism: Pollicipes pollicipes
Lineage: Eukaryota; Metazoa; Arthropoda; Thecostraca; Pollicipedomorpha; Pollicipedidae
Product: WD repeat-containing protein 89
Exons: 10
Coding region: 129-1313 (394 amino acids)
Molecular function (GO): protein binding
Source: RefSeq, a predicted model, not a curated record